AAAAUGAAUUUUUUAUUGGUAACUGUCGUUUUGAUCCUGGCUGUGUCAGCCGAGGAAAGUAUUCGUAAUGAUUACCACGAAACGGUCGGGAUUCCUAUGGCAGCAAGAAUUAGGGAGGCGGAAGCAGCUUUGGACUUCGAUGGCUCCAGAAUCUCUGGCGGGCAAGUCGCUGCUCUUGGGACAUUCCCAUACUUUGCUGGCCUUUUAAUAAUGUUGCUGAACGGCAGGCAGUCGGUAUGCGGGUCCACUAUCGUAUCCAGAACUAAGCUGGUGACGGCUGCACAUUGCUGGAGAACAGACAGACAUUUCGCCCACCACUUCGUAGUGGUAAUGGGUUCCGUUCGCCUUUUCAGUGGAGGAGUUCGUCAAAAUACCAAUAGGGUUGAGAUGCACGCUGACUAUAACAGCAUAAAUCUUAAUUAUGAUAUCGCUAUCAUUACUCUUAUAAAUCCCGUUACUUUUAAUAAUAAUAUUGGUUCAAUCAACAUUGCAAGUGGAAGCAACAACUUUAACGGCGUUUGGGCCUCGGCAGUUGGAUUUGGCAUGACUAGUGAUUCUGCUAGCAUCGGCACAAAUCAAGUAUUGAGUCACGUCAAUAUGCAAGUCAUAGCCAACAACGUCUGUGCUCAGGUCUAUGGUAGCAACGUUGUUAUAGAUUCAACCCUUUGUGUUGCUACCACUGGUGGAAAGAGCACCUGUGGCGGUGACUCUGGCGGACCUCUUACUGUAGGCACAGGCAACAACCGACAACUAAUUGGUGUCACUUCCUUCAGUCAUAUCAAUGGUUGCACUAGAGGCCAUCCCGCGGGUUUCGUUAGAGUCACAGCUCUGGCUUCGUGGAUCAAUGCUCGCAUAUAGUUUAAUCGAAAAUGUGAGAAAAAGUUUCAAUAUACGAUAUGGAAAUUAAGAAACCU
This is a messenger RNA of Danaus plexippus (monarch butterfly), 914 nucleotides long. RefSeq names its product collagenase-like. The record is from RefSeq and is a predicted model, not a curated record. Gene Ontology annotation, molecular function: serine-type endopeptidase activity. NCBI's taxonomy places the organism in Eukaryota, Metazoa, Arthropoda, Insecta, Lepidoptera, Nymphalidae. The coding region runs from base 4 to 858 and encodes 284 amino acids. Gene Ontology annotation, biological process: proteolysis. The transcript has 5 exons.